AUGUUUUUUCUACAAUUAACUUUAAUUACUUUUAUCUCUUGUAUAAGUCUUUACUAUGUAAAUGGAAAUGAGAAGGUUUUCUCAGACAACAUCACCCGCAUCUUGGACCGACUUUUGGAUGGUUAUGACAACAGACUGCGGCCAGGAUCAGGAGGUGGUGUUACAGAGGUGAAAACAGAUAUAUUUGUCACCAGCUUUGGACCCGUUUCAGAUGUGGAGAUGGAGUACACCAUGGACAUGUUCUUCCGCCAGAUGUGGGUGGAUGAGCGGCUUAAAUUUGAGGGCCCAACUGAGAUCCUGCGUCUAAACAACAAGAUGGUGGACAAGAUCUGGACCCCAGACACUUUCUUCCGCAACUCCAAGAAGUCCCUCUCUCAUAACAUGACCACGCCAAACAAACUCUUUCGCAUCAUGCAGAAUGGGACAGUACUCUACACCAUGAGGCUGACAAUCAGUGCAGAGUGUCCAAUGAGACUGAUGAACUUUCCCAUGGACGGACAUGCCUGUCCUCUCAGAUUUGGAAGCUAUGCCUACACAAGCAGUGAAAUCAUCUUUACCUGGAGAAAGGGACCAAUAGCAUCAGUUGAUUGUCCUAAAGAGUCAAUAAGUCUCCUGCAGUAUGAUCUGGUUGGACAAACUUUGUCGAGCGAGAUAUUCAAAUCAAACACAGGUCAAUACUCUGUGCAGGUGGUCCACUUCCACCUCCAGAGGAAGCUGGGCUACUACCUCAUACAGACGUACAUCCCUCUUAUAAUGGUGGUAGUGCUGUCACAAGUCUCCUUUUGGAUCAACAAAGAGUCUGUUCCUGCACGCACAGUUGCUGGCAUUACUACAGUGCUGACCAUGACCACCCUGAGCAUCAGUGCACGUCAAUCACUGCCCAAAGUAGCAUACGCUACUGCUAUGGAUUGGUUCAUCGCUGUGUGCUUUGCUUUUGUGGCAUCGGCUCUUGUUGAGUUUGCAGCGGUGAACUACUUUGCCACCCUGCAGGCCCAUCACCUUAAAAGGAAAAAGGCAAGACAGGACAAGCUGGAGAUGUUGGCUAGCACCACUGAUGAUGGGGAAACAGUUUCGUCUGAUGGCAGCCCUCAGGAAGGCCUGAAGAAGAGAAACCAUUCACUGGCUCGCAGUGAGCAGGGAGAUGCUCCUCCACUGCCCAUUUUCCUCCAGCAGGGCUCAGCUUUUCCUCAGAUCCCACAGCUGGCUGGAACUAGCCCCAUAGACAAGUACUCCCGCAUCCUUUUUCCCCUCGCCUUCGCCCUGUUCAACGGGGUCUACUGGUACAUCUACCUGGCCAAGGACACCAUGGAGAGAGCCAGGGAUGUGGAUGUUCAAAGCUAAGAGGACCUGGAAAAGGGCACGUGCAGCCAGAGAGACCUUCAGCAUCCAGCCUGCCUCACUUCACCCUCCUCUCUCUCUCUCUCUCUCCUCUCUCUCUCUGUAUGUGAACAAGCUCUCAGCAGUCUCUCUGCUCUCAUCCGACAGAGGAAAUGAAUCAGAAACUCAUUUAUUCUACUGCCACACAUCUAUUCAUUUCACAGGCUGUGACCACUGCCCACUUGUGCUCUGAUCAGAAGCUGAAGAGCUGCCCUUCACGGGGUCCUCAAUCACUUUAAAGCGCAUACAUAACAACAUCUCCGGCCCCUGGAUCAAGAAACACACAUGUAUAGUAUAUCCUAUAUAUGACACACUUAAGACACAUGCAGACCCCAGAAACACAU
Molecule: messenger RNA, 1721 nt
Organism: Cheilinus undulatus (humphead wrasse)
Lineage: Eukaryota; Metazoa; Chordata; Actinopteri; Labriformes; Labridae
Gene: gabra6a
Product: gamma-aminobutyric acid type A receptor subunit alpha6a
Exons: 10
Coding region: 1-1341 (446 amino acids)
Biological process (GO): synaptic transmission, GABAergic; regulation of postsynaptic membrane potential; signal transduction
Cellular component (GO): synapse; dendrite membrane; neuron projection
Molecular function (GO): inhibitory extracellular ligand-gated monoatomic ion channel activity; GABA-gated chloride ion channel activity; GABA-A receptor activity
Source: RefSeq, a predicted model, not a curated record